This is a messenger RNA of Cavenderia fasciculata, 291 nucleotides long. RefSeq lists its product as uncharacterized. The record is from RefSeq and is a predicted model, not a curated record. The transcript is spliced from 3 exons. NCBI's taxonomy places the organism in Eukaryota, Evosea, Eumycetozoa, Acytosteliales, Cavenderiaceae. Bases 1 to 291 code for a protein of 96 amino acids.
AUGGCAGGACGUGUAUUGCAAAUUUUAAACAAGAUUUUCAUAGUUGUGAAAAUGAUUAAUUUGAUUUUGUUAAUCAAUAAUAGACAAAAUAGUAAAAUCGGUACUGAAAUGUGGCAAAUAAAUCUACAACUCAUUAAAAAAUUGGACCCUGACAGUUUCCAACAACAAAUACAAACAUGUCUUGGUGAUCCAUUUUUGGCUACUACCUGUAUGGAUAAUCGAGUCGUCUACAAAACUAUAUAUUUAGUUUGGGCAAUUGGUGUUGAUAAUAACAUGUGCAAUCUUUCUUAA